This is a messenger RNA of Pimephales promelas (fathead minnow), 3157 nucleotides long. Lineage: Eukaryota; Metazoa; Chordata; Actinopteri; Cypriniformes; Leuciscidae. The record is from RefSeq and is a predicted model, not a curated record.
GAGUAAACGCAUUCCUUCUCACAACAGCUGUCAGUAUUAAAGAGGGACUCCGAUGGUUUCACACGAUGACUCUUCCGCUACUUCUAACCAUUCUUGUUCUUGGUGAACUGUCAGGUUCCUACUGCACCCUGACCACUGUAGGAGACCAGACUGUGCUGGAGGGUCAGUCCAUCACUGUCCCGUGUCACUAUAACCCGCAGUAUAUCAGCAAUGUGAAGUACUGGUGCUCCGGCCGGAUGAAGGACUUCUGUUCCAGCUUGGCACGCACCGAUGACCCCACAUCAGCCCCUAACGCCAGGGGAAGGGUGACGAUCGCGGAUGACCCCUCGCAGCAUGUGUUCACCGUGAGCAUGCAGGACCUGACGGUGGGGGAUUCGGGGUGGUACUGGUGUGGGGUGGAGCUCGGAGGGAUGUGGGUUUCUGACAGCACUGCCUCCCUUCAUAUCAACGUCAUUCAAGGUGUGUCAGUGGUGAACAGUAUGGUGAGUGGAGAAGAAGGCAGUAGUGUCACUGUUCAGUGUCUCUAUAGUAAGAACCUCAGGUCCAGCGAGAAACAGUGGUGUCGGAGUGGGAACUGGAAGUCCUGCAUGGUGACGGAUUCUGGAGGAACAUUCAGCAGAAGAAACGUGCUCAUCCACGAUGACAAGAACAGCAUGUUCACUGUGACCCUAACGCAGCUGGAGAUGAGAGACUCGGGCUGGUACUGGUGUGGUUCCGGUCAGCAGAACAGCCUUGUUCAUGUGUUAGUUACACCACAAGCCACAACACGGGCCACAGUGUCUCCUGUCCAGCAUCUGGAGACUACAGUCCGGGCUCCGUCUGUAAUGGGCACAAAUGACCCUCACAGUCGUCCUCCUGUUUGGGAGUCUCCUCUCGUGGUGUGUGGGAUAGUACUUCUGGUUAUGACUGUGUCUCUGGCACUUUGGAAGUUGCGGAAACAGUAUAAGAAAAAGCAGAAGCAUCAAAGGACAACGAUGAUCGGACAAACGAACGAGAAUCUCACAAUGUGUCCAUGGACAGAAGGAGACUAUGAACACCUCAGUGAUUUUCCUGAACACUCCAGCUCAGCAGGUCCAAAUGCUCUAACUUAUGGAAAAAAACUCAUGGACAUUCUGAUGAUGGAGAAUUUAAAGGGAAGCAAAGACGGAUGCUCAGCUCAUGUCUUGGCAUCAGUCGCAGCGGCAGGGGAGAGGCACACGAUUUGGGUCGAGUACAGCAUGUGCAGUGAACAAACAUCAUCACGACACAAGCGGAUUCUCACCAUCAUGCAGUUCAUUUGGAUUUUUCUUUGGCUCAUAAGAGGUCCUGCAGGAUCAGCAAGCAGAGAGUUAACGGUUCAGACUGGAGGAUCUGUCGUUAUUCCGUGUUAUUAUGACAGGAAUUACACCGAACACAGGAAAUACUGGUGCUUUCAUGCAAAAUCGGCAUAUAUUUACUGCUCUAUUCUGGCAUAUGCUAAUGAAACCAAAGGAAGAGUGUCAGUAAUGGAUCAUCCAGAUCAGAGUUUCUUUACUGUGACCAUGAGAAACCUGCAGCGUGAAGACACUGGAUCUUACUGGUGUGUUGAGGAGAUUGGAGGAAAACUUCAAAGAGAUGAAACAGAGAAGCUUCACCUCACAGUUCAAUCAGCUCCUGAUGUGUCUGUGAUGAACAGCAGUGUAUCUGGACGUGAAGGUGAUGAUGUCAGUGUCCAGUGUUUCUACACUUCUGGAUAUCAGGAUAAACUCAAACAGUGGUGCAGAUAUAAAGAUAAGGACUGUUACACAGUGGGGAGGACUGACACAUCCCAGAAUUCAUCAGUCCAGAUCAGUGAUGAUGGGAGAAGCUCCUUCACUGUGUUGAUGACUGGACUGAGACUCAGUGAUUCUGGAUGGUACUUCUGCUCUGCUGGAAAUCUGCAGGUUUCUGUUCAACUCACGGUCACUGACCGCUCUCUUGAAGAUCCACAUGUUCCUGUUCUCACUAUCACUGAACUAAUACCAGCAACUGUAAGCACAGACACCGAGAGGAGCACGUUAGUAUUACCAUGGUUAUUAUAUAUCAAAUUUAUUGAAAUGCAGUAUGAGCAAUUUAAAAAAAAUAAAUGUGACCUAAACCUACAUGAUGCGUCUUGUUUACCACUCAUAUGUUCAUCUUUGUGCUUUUGUCAUAUCUUUCUAUAUGUUGUUUGUUUAGGGGUUGAAUGCUUUAGCGGUGGGACAGAUGAUACCGUAACUAUUAAGGCUGGAGGAUCUGUCACCAUCCCAUGUCAUUAUGAUGAGAAAAACCCACCGCAGAAGAAAUACUGGUACUCAGAUAUUGAUAAAUCUAAAAUAUACACAAACACAACAGAGGAGAAUCUGUCAGUAAUUGAUCAUCCUGAUCAGAGUCUCUUUACUGUGACUAUGAGAAACCUGCAGAUCAAAACACAUAAUGGGGGUUAUUCCUGUGCUGUGGAGACUGAUGGAAAACUGACUGUCACAUAUGAGCUUCAUCUCAUGGUUCAGUCUGCUCCUGAUGUGUCUGUGAAGAGCAGCAGUGUAUCUGGACGCGAAGGUGAUAAUGUCAGUGUCCAGUGUUUCUACACUUCUGGAUAUCAGGAUAAACCCAAACAGUGGUGCAGAUAUAAAGAUCAGAGCUGUUACACAGUGGGGAGGACUGACACAUCCCAGAGUUCAUCAGUCCAGAUCAGUGAUGAUGGGAGAAGCUCCUUCACUGUGUUGAUGACUGGACUGAGACUCAGUGAUUCUGGAUGGUACUUCUGCUCUGCUGGAGAGGCACUGAAUCCUGUUCAACUCACUGUAGAACCAGUAUGGGUGACCACAGACACCAGCACUGCCACUGAGAAGAACAAAUGGCGUUUCUGUCUGUCACAGAAUUAGUUUUCUCCAUUGCACUGUUAGUACAGCUUACUUGAAAAAAGCAUGCAAACUGAUCGCACUUAAUAAACUGAGUAAAGUGAAAUAGGAAUAAUAUGUAGUAUUAACAAGUGCAUGUCUAGUAGUGUACACUUACAAAAGAGUUCAUAUAACUUAAAAUAAUUUGUAUACUAUACUUGAUCUUUUACUUUAGAUGUACUCAUUUAUGCUAGUUGUGUGACCAGAAAGAUCAAAACCGCUGAUUCUGCUUUUGCUUAACACUCAGUCAGCAGAUUAAAGAUCUACAUUUGCUAAAUGCC